This is a messenger RNA of Gongylonema pulchrum, 675 nucleotides long. NCBI's taxonomy places the organism in Eukaryota, Metazoa, Nematoda, Chromadorea, Rhabditida, Gongylonematidae. The record is from the annotation of a GenBank genome assembly.
CAUCAAGCUACAAGAUGCCAGAGUGACCGCAAACAUCGAGAGGAAGCAUCAGUUGGCCAUUUGCAUUCAGCCGCUAUUUUAUCAAGCCGAUUGGACGCUUGUUGUGCAGUUCUUCGAGGUACGCUUUUUCAAACUUUGUGUGACGCUUCUGCUUCUUUCAAAAUGAACACAACCCGCAUUUCUUCAGCAAUCGCACAGUUGAAAAGUAACGGUUCCAAUGAUUCGUUAAUUCCUCACGAAAAGCAAAUAGUAAUAAUGAAAAAAAGAGGAUGGGGAUAUUAUAUCUGUUUCUUUUCGGUGGGCGAAUGUUUUACAUGCAAGGCAUCAGCAAUGCUUCUUCAGAUAUGGAUCGUCCAGGGUGUUACCAAAUUCUAUGUAUACAUUCAGUCGCUUGCGCCUGAAGUUGACGCUCUUUUGCGUGUCUAUGAAAACGAUAGCACCAUCGACGUGGAGCGCGUUCCAUGGUCUGCUUUCCCAACAGAAGGCGAUUACUAUUCUAAAACAGAAAACGAUCCGAAUCAUCGAACGUGGAGACUUGAGGUGAUAGUUAAGCUACAGAUAGAAAACAAUCAAUGGGAUGAGAUUACAAAUGCAGAAGAAUUUAAUUUUAACGCUCUAAGCAAUGUUUCGGUGCAAAAAUGCGUCUACCAGCGUGAUGAACGUAGCAAGGUAUAA